AUAAGAAGCUCGGAGAUAACAUGGGUCAUAUAUUAACCCUCCCUCAGCAUCAGCCCUAGUCCGGACCUCAACUGAUUUAUUACACACACUCACUCAUCCUGAAAUGGCGAGCAAGAAGGCUGCUAAUAGGAGACAGCGCGGAGCCCAGAAGGCUUGCUCAAAUGUCUUCUCAAUGUUUGAGCAGUCUCAGAUACAGGAGUUUAAAGAGGCCUUUGGCUGCAUUGACCAAGACAGAGAUGGUGUUAUCAAAAAACAAGACCUAAAGGAGACUUAUGGACAACUAGGAAAGCUCAAUGUCAAUGAUGAAGAACUAGAAGAAAUGUUGAACGAGGGAAAGGGUCCGAUCAACUUUACGGUGUUCCUGAGUCUGUUUGGAGAGAAACUAAAUGGUACUGACCCGGAGGAAACCAUAGUGGCUGCCUUUAAGCUCUUUGACCCUAAUGCAACAGGCUCCAUCAACAAGGAUGAAUUUAGGCGGUUAUUGAUGAACCAGGCUGACAAAUUCACAGGAGAAGAGGUGGACCAGGCGUUUGCAGUAGCUCCGAUAGAUGUGGCUGGAAACCUGGACUACAAGUCUCUCUGCUACAUCAUCACACAUGGAGAUGAGAAGGAAGACUCCUAAACAUAUUAUGUUGGUUGUCCUGGUUCUAAUAAAGUCGUUCAACUAGUG
This is a messenger RNA of Gadus chalcogrammus (walleye pollock), 670 nucleotides long. It is a transcript of the gene myl7, whose product is annotated as myosin, light chain 7, regulatory. The transcript is spliced from 7 exons. Gene Ontology annotation, molecular function: calcium ion binding. Gene Ontology annotation, cellular component: cytoplasm; myofibril. The record is from RefSeq and is a predicted model, not a curated record. The coding region runs from base 104 to 622 and encodes 172 amino acids. NCBI's taxonomy places the organism in Eukaryota, Metazoa, Chordata, Actinopteri, Gadiformes, Gadidae. Gene Ontology annotation, biological process: heart contraction; cardiac muscle tissue development.